This is a messenger RNA of Metarhizium brunneum ARSEF 3297, 1890 nucleotides long. RefSeq names its product Class E vacuolar protein-sorting machinery protein hse1 (gene hse1). Gene Ontology annotation, biological process: protein transport to vacuole involved in ubiquitin-dependent protein catabolic process via the multivesicular body sorting pathway. Gene Ontology annotation, cellular component: ESCRT-0 complex. Gene Ontology annotation, molecular function: ubiquitin binding; phosphatidylinositol binding. The record is from RefSeq and is a predicted model, not a curated record. Lineage: Eukaryota; Fungi; Ascomycota; Sordariomycetes; Hypocreales; Clavicipitaceae.
AUGUUUCGAGCACAAGCCGCCGGACCGUUUGAUGAUGUCGUCGCCAAGGCGACCGACGAGAACCUCACCUCCGAGGACUGGGGCGCCAUCAUCGAGGUGUGCGACAAAGUCGCCAGUGAUUCCAACGGGUCCAAGGAGGCCGUCCAGAGCAUGAUUAAACGCCUUGCACACCGUAACGCGAACGUACAGCUAUACACCCUGGAGCUUGCCCACGCCCUAUGCCAGAACUGUGGUAAACCCAUGCACCGCGAAGUUUCUAGUCGAGCAUUUACCGACGCGCUUCUCAAGCUGGCGAAUGACCGAAACACCCAUUCCCAGGUCAAGGCCAAGAUCCUCGAGAAGAUGAAGGAGUGGGCCGACAUGUUCAGCAGGGACCCCGAGCUAGGCAUCAUGAACGAUGCCUACCAUCGCCUCAAGCAGACCAACCCGACAUUACAAGCCCCCAGCGCCCCGCAGAAGCAGGGCCUCACCGACGCCGACAGGCAAAAGGAGGAGGAUGAGCUCCAGAUGGCUUUGAAGCUCAGCUUGCAGGACGAGGAGCGAAAGAAGGCAACAGCGCAGGCCGGGCCCAGUACGCAGAGCAGCGGUACCAACCAGCAAGAAUCCGCGCCCGUUCCGGCUGUUUCUGCUGGCACCACGGCUGCAACCGUAAGCAGAGUGCGAGCCUUGUACGACUUCGUGCCGUCCGAGGCUGGCGAGCUCGAGUUCAAGAAGGGAGAUGUGAUUGCAGUUCUGGAAAGUGUGUACAAGGAUUGGUGGCGGGGCUCUCUCAAGGGAAACACGGGAAUCUUCCCACUGAAUUAUGUGGAAAAAUUGACGGACCCUACUCCCGAUGAACUGCAGAGAGAAGCGCAGAUGGAAGCUGAGGUGUUUGCUGAGAUCAAGAACGUGGAAAAGCUGCUUACCUUGUUGAGCGCGUCGAAUACGGCUCCCCGAGAGGAGGACAAUGAAGAGAUCUCGAAACUAUACCACCAGACUCUGGCUAUCCGACCAAAGCUCAUUAAGCUCAUCGAAAAGUACUCACAGAAGAAGGAUGAUUUUACCCAGCUCAACGAAAAGUUCAUCAAGGCUCGAAGAGACUAUGAAGCUCUGUUGGAGUCGUCCAUGUCUCAUCCUCCUCAACACAGCUACCAGCAGUACGCCAUGCGUCCGGCCGCUCCAGGCCAAGGCUAUCCUGGUGGCGGAUACCCUCAGGGACAGCCGCCUCAGGAUCCUUACUACAACCAAGCACCCCCAUCCGACCACCCUCACUAUCAAGCCAGCUCUCCAGCCCCCAACAACUUCCAGUCGCAAGGCAAUCCGGCUCCCUUCUACGUCGCCGGAGCAGAAGUGCCAUCCCAGGCUCCCGGCGCCCAACCUCAGCAACAGCAGCCUCAGCAAUACCCGCCAAGAGAUGACACGCCCAGCCUUGGACCACCCUCCGGGAAGCAGCCGGCACCCGUCAACCCAUCCUCACCUCCUCCGCAGUCCUUCACGCCCUACUCCCCGCAGCCUCCUCAGCAAAACGCCGCUCCUUACUCCCAAAUGCCCAGCCAGCAACGACCACAAAGCACGUACGGCGCACAGGAACUCGCCACCUCGGUCUACGACUCCCCCAUUGCACCGCACAACCCCAAUCCCGCACCCUUCGGGCAACAGCCGUACCAUUCCUACAACCAGCCCGAGCAGGCUCCUCCACCAGCGCCGACGGGCCAAGCGCCGCCUCCGCCGAACUCCAUGUCCCCCGCGCCGCUGCAGCCCGGUGGCGCUGCGGCGUACGAUGCUCGUCACGGACUGCCUAGCCAGGCAGCACCGGAGACUCACCCCUCACAGCCGCAGUAUAAGCCGUACGUGCCGCCUGGCGAUGGAACGUCACCGAAUGACUAUUAUAGGCAGGGGAAUCCGUACUAG